GACUGAUGAUCCAGCUGCUGUGCGCGCGAGUGUGUUCGCUGACAUGCAUACAACUGCCGUUUACCGUUGAAACUGGACGCAUUACAGUGUUAGCCGUGGCAUCGUUAGACUUUAACCGCGACUAAACUUCUUCCACACGUCCACUCAUGUGAUUUUCUCUUCUUCGAGCCAUGUCCAAGAGCCUGAAGAAGAGGAAGAACCACUGGACCAACAAAGUCCACGAGAGUGCCCUUAACAGGAAUGAGGAGGGGGAGCUGGGGCUGGAGUUGAAGGGCGGCGCAGAGAAUGGACAGUUCCCGGUUAUCGGCGAGCUUCUCCCGGGUAAAGCGGUGUGCCACAGCGGCAAACUCUGCCAGGAUGAACUCCUUCUGGAAGUCAAUGAUACCCCAGUGGCUGGACUCACCACCAGGGACGUCCAUGCUGUGGUCAAACACAGCAAAGACCCAGUCCGGCUCAAGUGUGUCAGACAAGGGGGCGUGAUCGACAAGGACCUGCGUCACUACCUCAACCUGCGAUUCCAGAAAGGUUCAGUGGACCACGAGCUGCAGCAGAUCAUCCGGGAUAACCUCUACCUCCGCACCGUCCCCUGUACCACCAGGCAGCCGAAGGAGGGAGAAGUCCCAGGGGUGGAUUAUAAUUUUGUCACCGUUGACCGGUUCAUUGAGUUGGAGAAAAGCAGAGCCCUGCUGGAGAGUGGAACAUAUGAAGAUAACUUUUACGGCACCCCGAAGCCUCCAGCCGAGCCCAGCGCUCUGAAUGUAACAGACCAGCUGCUGCCGGGCGCCAGACCCAGCUCCGAGGGCAAGAGGAAGCGUAACAAGUCAGUCAGCAACAUGGAAAAAGCCAGCAUCGAGCCCCCAGAGGAGGAGGAGGAGGAGAAACUCAUCGUCAAUGGCAACGGUGUUGCCGUCACCCCAGAGUCCAGCGAACAUGAGGACAAGAGCACGGACGCUUCGGGGGACACCGCCCCCCAGAGUACCCCAGCAGAGGUGUCCAAAGAGGACGGGCAGUCCCCGAAGACAGCGGUGCCCAAAGCGGAGGAGAAUGACGAGCUAGGGCCCCUGCCGGAUAACUGGGAGAUGGCGUACACAGAGAAAGGAGAGGUCUACUUCAUAGACCACAACACUAAGACAACAUCGUGGUUGGACCCCAGGCUAGCCAAGAAGGCAAAGCCGCCCGAAGAAUGCAAAGAGGAUGAGCUUCCAUACGGCUGGGAGAAAAUCGAUGACCCCAUUUACGGCAGCUACUAUGUUGAUCAUAUAAAUAGAAGGACCCAGUUUGAGAACCCAGUCCUGGAGGCAAAGAGGAGACUCCAGCAGCAGCAGCAGAUGCAAAGCCAGGGUCUUUCCUCACUGCCCCUUCCCACCAUCUACAGAGAAAAGCCGCUGUUCACGCGGGACCCCACUCAGCUAAAAGGCAGUUUCUUGUCCACAUCACUCCAAAAGAGCAGCAUGGGCUUUGGCUUCACUAUUAUUGGAGGCGAUGAGCCUGACGAAUUCCUCCAGGUCAAGAGUGUCAUCCCAGAUGGACCCGCCGCAGCUGAUGGAAAGAUGGCCACAGGAGACGUCAUCGUCUACAUCGACGACGUGUGCGUCCUGGGUACCACCCACGCUGAUGUGGUCAAACUCUUCCAGUCAGUACCCAUCGGGCAAAGCGUGACCCUUGUAUUGUGUCGUGGCUACCCCCUGCCAUAUGACCCGGAAGACCCCAUGAACACCAACAACACCACCACCACCAUCAUCUCCCCGCUGGGCAUCAUGGAGCAACGCCCCAUCAUGAUGAACGGCAGGACGGGCUACGAAAACUACUUGGACUAUCUGAGCCGUACGGCACGCUUUGUGGCAGACCCCAGUCAGGACCAGGUAAACGCCCAGCAGCAGCUUCUCGCCACUCACCCAGGUGACACCCACUUGGACGGCUCACUGGUCGCCACCACCGAAACGACGCCUCCGGACAGUGUCUCCAUGGCAUCAUCGGGCGCAACCCAAGGGGAGCUGCUCACCCUGUCGAUGGUAAAGGGCACAGAUGGUUUUGGGUUCACAAUUGCGGACAGCGUGACGGGCCAGCGCGUUAAACAAGUCCUAGAACCUCAGGGCUGCCCGGGCCUGUGCGAGGGCGACCUGAUUGUGGAGAUUAACAAGCAGCUGGUGCAUGGAUUCACACACACGCAGGUGGUGGAGCUGCUGAAGGAGUGUCCUGUGGGAGCCGAGACUAGCCUGGUGGUCCAGAGAGGUGGAACAGGUCACUAUUCACCAUGGAAGACCCCAAAGCAGGUGCUGGAGCAGUGGGAGUCCCAGCAGGGCCAGAGCAGCCCAGCUCAGACCAGCCUGUCGGCUCCUGUUAUCUCCCACAGCAUCCCUUUCCCAGCACACCAUCUUCACAGGGCCUCGGUCCCGGACUCAGCCUCCGAGGCCUUGGCACUGGCUAAACCAGAUCCAUAUGACCUAUUUGAGAAGUCCAGAGCUAUCUAUGAGAGUAGGCAAACCAGCCAGCCGAGGAGUGUUUUUCCUGUGGAUUCUUCAGGAGCGGAGUACCAAAACAUCGAGGUGACCCUGCGCAGACAGAAGUCCGGGUUCGGCUUCCGGGUACUGGGCGGUGAUGAGGCCGGGCAGCCCGUGAGUCCAGACACGCGUGAGAAGAUCCUGAUUGGGGCAAUCAUUGAGAAGAGUCCCGCGGAUGUGGACGGGCGGUUGCGGCCUGGCGACGAGCUGCUGUUUGUGGACGGGAUCCCGGUGGUGGGAAAGCCGCACAGAUACGUCAUCGACCUGAUGCACGGGGCGGCGCGAAACGGCCAGGUCAAUCUGGUCAUCAGGAGGAGGAUCCAGGCAGUAGGCGAGUCUUGUCCAGAGAACGGUCGCAGCCCGGGCUCCGUCUCCACGCAGCACAGCUCCCCACGCAGCGACUUCACCUACGCCAACAGCACCAACACGAGCCAAGCUCCCAACACCAGCAUGAGCAACACCACCGCCGCUUCGGACAGGGCGUCGGCCGCCAACGCUCCACCCAGUGACGUGGUCAUUAACCGAAAGGAGAGCGAAGGCUUCGGUUUCGUCAUCAUCAGCUCGCUCAACAGGCCAGAAACAGCUGCCACCAACACCGUACCCCAUAAAAUCGGCCGCAUCAUCGAGGGCAGCCCGGCCGACCGCUGCGGGAAGCUGAAGGUGGGAGACCGGAUACUGGCGGUGAACGGUCAGUCCAUCGUCAACAUGCCGCACGCUGACAUCGUGAAGCUGAUCAAAGACGCAGGCCUGACUGUCACCCUGAGGAUCAUCCCGCAGGAAGAGAUUAGCAACCCUCCGUCAGCCCCCACCUCAGAGAAGCAAAGCCCCAUGGCUCAGCAGAAGAGCCCUAAAUCCCAACCCAACACCACCCAGUCCAGUCAGGCAGUGACCGAACCACACCAGCCCAACCCAGUGUCCAAUCAGAGCCCAGCAACCCAGCUUCCCGCUCCCCCACCUCAGACCUACACCCAUGAGGGCAGUUACAGGUCUGAGGUGAAGGCGAGGCAAGACGUCAAACCAGACAUCCGACAGCCACCGUUCACAGACUACCGACAGCCGCCGGUGGAUUACCGGCACCCUCCGGUGGCGGAUUACCGGCAGCCGCCCACGCUGGACUACAGGCACCCACCUCUGCUCGACUACAGACAGCUAGCACCCGAUGCGAGGCAGUUCACCAUCCCAGACUACAGAAUGCCACCAGUACAACUUUCGCAGGACUUCGACUUCUUCACAGUGGAGCUGGAGAAAAGCGUGAAAGGAUUCGGUUUUAGCAUCCGAGGAGGCCGGGAAUACAAAAUGGACCUGUUUGUCCUACGACUGGCGGAGGACGGGCCAGCUAUCCGCAACGGGAGGAUGAGGGUCGGGGACCAAAUCAUUGAGAUCAAUGGAGAGAGCACUCGGGACAUGACCCAUGCCAGGGCCAUCGAGCUCAUCAAGUCUGGAGGCCGACGCGUUCGUCUCCUCCUGAAGCGGGGUACAGGGCAGGUCCCAGAGUAUGACAAUGCUGCCCCAUGGGAUGCUCACCCUUCAGCCUCCCCAAGCCUGUCAGAAGUAGCACCUCCCAUCGACAGCCUCUCCAUGUCAUUGCCUUCAUCUCAUCUGGCCCCGGCCCCAGACCCUCCUCAUCUGCCACCUCAGGAUGUCUCACGAGACGCUGUGGCGCAAGAAAGCAGGAUGGGGCCUUCCAAGAGCCCCCAGAACAGAGAUCACAUUAGCCAGGGGAGGAGAGUGCCUGCAAGUGGUGGGAGCGGCAGAGCCAGGAAAGAGGGUGGCAGGUCCACCCACAAAGGGCCCAGAAUGCAGCCCACUACUGAUGGGAGAGGAGGCAAGGAGGGGGGAGGUGGAGAGUCUAAAGCUUCCAGAAACACCAGAGGAAGGUCCAAGGAGAAGAGUACCGGGGACAGUAAAGAUUGCACUCACUCUCCCAGCAGGUUGAAGCUCCCGCAGGCCAACGGGAACAGCAGGGAAGAUGGCGAACGUUGGAAGCAGAUGGAGCCUCAGCUCGCGGAGCUGGACGGCAGCCUGGGAGAGACCCAGCCCAGCCUGCCCGCAAAGAGCAGCAGCAGCGUAGCAGCAGGGAGGAAGGCCACCGUCUCUCCUGGGCCCUGGAAAAUCCCCGGAUCAGACAAGCUGCCCAGCUCACUGCGCACAAACACGUCCACGCUCAGCAGAUAACGUCACAGUGGCCACACUCAUCUGGUCCGAGCCACCAUCCUCACAUCUUCCUCUGCUCCUACCCCCCUUCAUCCUCGUCCUCCCAUAGAGUCAAAACCAAUGAGGGGACGCCGGGUGAUCUGGACCACAUGUUUUUAAAGUUUUAUUUAUAAAACUAUUUUAAAUUAUUUUAAAAAAUAUAUAUUUUACACCCACCACCUUAAAAACUGGAAAAUCAUCCACGUUAAAAAGGAGUGAAUCGUUGUGCUUACUGGCGGAGAAUCAUUUAAAAGGAAUGAAUUUUGGAAAGCUCUUUUCCUUUAGCAGAGCCGGACAGGAAGCAGGAGCCGUUGGACCCUUUUCUACACAUGUACUGUGCACAGUGGAGUCUAUUUUAUGAGGAGGAAUGUUACAAAGACAGUUUGCCUGUUUUUGAUGAGAGUGAAUGAAUCGGAGAUGAAAUCCACUCAUCAGCAGAGCUUUGCCUUAAUAGAGACCGUGUGGGCUUGAAUCAGAUGAUUAUAGACAUAGAUAUAUUAUAAGGAUUACCAAUAUGUGGAAACAUUUUGUAAAUAAGAUCAUCUUCAUAGUGAAGAACCUUAUAGUCAAACUGAUGGGAAUUCUAGUCCACGAAUAAACAAGCAAAGCUGCACGACAUGGACCAGAACCAUCAGCUCCAGCAUCUUUAGCCCUGUGAUUGCAUUUUUUGGGUUUGUAUUCAGCAGAUAUCUCCCAUCAUUUUGUGCUUAAAAAAGCAGAACAAAGCGACGGCGGUGUCCAGCUGGACGCUGAGAGAGAAGCCUGCAUGAUGGCGAUGGAGAGGCAGAGUGCCUUAGACUGACAGUCUGGCUUUUAUGUUCACCUGCAAGAGACUUCAGAGGGUUCAAAACAGGCUGCUAAACCACUCCCACUUCACAGAUAGGAGAAAAAACUAGAUUUUUUCAGUGUGUUGUGGUGAAAUAUAUGAUUUAUUUCACAGGUUUGUGUAUGAAAUAACUUUAACAGCGGUGUUUAUUUGUCCGAGUGACAACUUUUAUCAUUGAUUCCUUAAUGAAACCCGACACUAGUAACUCUGAUAUCUGCACCCAGCAGAGCUUUUCACCAAAUCUAACGAGUAAAACCAACACUGAGUCGUCUUUUUACAACCUUUCUGGUGUGAGAUUGUGUAAACCUGGAUGAAGCAAUGUCUGUAUCUGUCAGGGAAAGACUUCAGGCUGAAUUUGAUCCGUCGUAGGAGGUUCUGUCCACACUGUGCGAUGCUGAGACAUGCAUAUCCGUGCCAAAGCUCAUUAAAGGUAGUCAUUUUAAAGGCAGCAUAUUUUUAUUUAAUCAUGUAACAGCUGACCUUUUGUGAAAACACUUGUCACUUGUUUGGACACACAGGAAGUGUAGACAAGAAAAGGUGAGAGGGAGGAAGGAAGUGAUUUACUGCAAAUGUUCCAGGUUGGAUUUGAACCCAGGACUGAUGCAAAGAAGACGUUGACAGUUUCCAGGUGAGCGACCCAAGUGCAACAUGCGUUUAUGGUUUUUAGUGACAAAACCAAGCAGCAGCUUCUCAUUUAAUGUUUUAUUUCAAUGUUUCCAGAGAAAAAUGUUGAAAGAUUUGAUUCUGAGUUGCAAAACAUAAAACUGGACAAACCAGCUCGAUGACACACAACUAAGUCCUGGAAAAUACAACAAAUCAGAAGACGCAGCAAAUCGAUUAAUGAGUAGUAGAAGCUGCAGUUUCAGGAAUUAGCUAGACUAAGAAAAACUUGAUUUUUAUUAAUAAUCGGUAAUUAUGUCUUAAAAACAGUUUUAGCUCGUUCUAGUCACCAUAUUUCAUUAACCCUAACGGAGCUGGGAAACACCAUCCAGAUAAGUUAUACCUCGCCUACUACUGGAACGAGUGGACACAAGGGCCGGCAGUUUGAUCAUUUUUCAUUUGUUGUUUGUUUUAUUUAUUUAUUAUUAUUUUUUUUAUUUAUUUUCUUCAAUAAAAAUUGGAUAUAGAAAAAAAACAUCAGGCAUAAUCCAGAGUUUGACCUACUCAAAAUGGAUUUAAAAACAAACAAAAUGAGCUAAAUAAAAAACAGACCAUUAAGGGGCACUGUGGGAAAAAAUGAAGGUCCUGAAACUGCCACUGUUUUCGUUCCAGUCCGAUACCAAGUAAAACUCAUGCUGGUGUCAACGAUACCGAUCCAACACCGACACCCUGAACAAAAAUUAAACCGGUCUGGAAAAUCAAAAUAAUCACAUUUGUUUGUGUAGCACAUUAAAAAUUAAUUUCACCAGAGUUAUGAGCAAUAAAAUAUAAAGUGUGUUUGAAACGACGGCGUGACGACCAGCACGACGCUGCGACACUGCCGUUUAUUUCACGACCAUGGCCGGCGGAAGAAGAAAUAGUUCCUACCCACGCUUCCUGUCCACUGUGUUCCUGUUAAUGAUAAACUACAGAUUUACCCCAAAUUACUAAAAACAUAUCAAUAAUCUGAGAACGCUAUCACAUAGACCAGGUAUCGCAGGUAUUGAUGUUUCCGUAUCGCAGGUAUUGAUGUUUCCGUAUCGCAGGUAUUGAUGUUUCCGUAUCGCAGGUAUUGAUGUUUCCGUAUCGCAGGUAUUGAUGUUUCCGUAUCGCUCCACACGCCGUCAGCUGGCCUCCUGUUUGUUGUAUUUUCCAAAAUGCUGCCAUGUUUUAUGACAGCCAGAUUUUUUGUCAUGAAUUUUGCUUUGUUCUCUUUUUCCUGAAUGUACUGUUUGAUUUUCGAAAACACCCCCACAGUUUUGGUGCUUUGUUUUGCACCUCGGGGCCACCGUAGCGGUCCGAUUAAAGACAGACUGAAUCAAAGUGCUGCUGUGCUUAUUCUGGAAACUACUUGUGUAAAUGAUAAACCAACAUGAAUGCAUCUUUUAUACUUUUGGUCUCAGUUUUGGCUAUAAAUAGCUUAAAAACAUCAAAUUCAUGUCAACGAGCAGAAAAUCAAACCUUGACUGGUCUGUUCUUCUUGUGAUGGAAGGAAAUGUGUUUCAGUUUAAAUGUUUAGAAAAAAUGGUAAAUUUCCCCGUGAAGAAUUCAACACUAAAGUUUCCUAAAGCAUGUCAGAGCGAAGGGAGACGUGGAGUCAUUAUGUUUGCCACGAUAAUCUGUAAUUACACAUUGACUAAGCAGUGAUUUUAAAACAGUUAAAAUCAGAGGGUUGGUUCUACAGGUUCUGAUGAGGAGGAGGAGAAACGUCGCGGCUCAGCUCCAGAUGUACAGUUUGACCCGACUUCUUUUAAUACUUUACUACUGUGACAGAAACAAAAACACGUGUGUUUGCACAACGUCACCAGUUUUCACGUCUGAGCUGUUGUCAUCAUUAUUUUUCUAAAUAAAUAAAAAAACAAUAAAAACGGACAUUACAUCCAGCGGAGUGUUUGCAAAGUGUGUGUGUGGAAGCAUACGACACACAACACGGGCCACAGCCCCCGAGCAGCACUCAUCUCUGUGUGGUGUCCCAGCAGUGUGUAGACCCAACAGAUACCUAGAAAUAUGACUUGUUGGUCACAAAGACUGUAUGUGGAGCAACUAUUUUUUAUGAAAUGCAACAUUAUGGAUAUAUUAACUUUUGCAAAAACCUUGUUUACCUGUAUAAUAUAAAGAAACGCUGUCAAAAUAAAAAGAAAACAUUGACAACAUGAA
Molecule: messenger RNA, 8316 nt
Organism: Melanotaenia boesemani (Boeseman's rainbowfish)
Lineage: Eukaryota; Metazoa; Chordata; Actinopteri; Atheriniformes; Melanotaeniidae
Gene: magi2a
Product: membrane associated guanylate kinase, WW and PDZ domain containing 2a
Exons: 22
Coding region: 171-4676 (1501 amino acids)
Biological process (GO): receptor clustering; signal transduction
Cellular component (GO): dendrite; cytoplasm
Molecular function (GO): SMAD binding; type II activin receptor binding; beta-1 adrenergic receptor binding
Source: RefSeq, a predicted model, not a curated record